Messenger RNA from Prunus armeniaca (apricot), 738 nucleotides. Lineage: Eukaryota; Viridiplantae; Streptophyta; Magnoliopsida; Rosales; Rosaceae. The record is from the annotation of a GenBank genome assembly.
AUGGCUCAAGCAGUGGAGGAAUGGUACAAGCAGAUGCCUAUCAUCACCCGCUCCUAUCUCACGGCCGCUGUUGUCACCAAUAUCGGUUGCUCCCUCGAUAUAAUCUCUCCUCAUAAUCUAUACUUGAACCCUAUACUAGUUGUCAAGCAGUAUCAAUUCUGGCGCCUCGUCACCAAUUUCCUGUACUUCCGGAAAAUGGACUUGGACUUUAUGUUCCACAUGUUCUUUCUUGCUCGGUACUGCAAGCUUCUUGAAGAGAACUCUUUCAGGGGAAGGACUGCUGAUUUCUUUUACAUGCUCUUAUUUGGCGCCACUGUGUUGACUGGGAUAGUUCUGAUUGGAGGGAUGAUACCAUAUUUGUCAGAGUCAUUUGCGAAGAUUAUAUUCCUCAGCAACUCUCUAACAUUCAUGAUGGUCUAUGUGUGGAGCAAGCAAAAUCCUUUCAUCCAUAUGAGUUUCUUGGGCCUCUUCACUUUCACAGCAGCAUACCUACCGUGGGUUCUUCUAACGUUCUCCGUCAUUGUCGGGGCUAGCGCUUGGGUGGAUCUUUUGGGAAUGAUUGCUGGUCAUGCCUAUUACUUUCUGGUAGAUGUUUACCCGCAAAUGACAGAUCGCCGGCCCUUGAGAACCCCUUCUUUUAUCAAGGCACUAUUCGCAGAUGAUCCUGUUGUGGUGGCACGACCAGAAAAUGUCAGAUUUGCACCUCCACCUGUUGAGGAACUUCACCAAGAUAUUUAG